Messenger RNA from Toxorhynchites rutilus septentrionalis, 3798 nucleotides. RefSeq lists its product as uncharacterized. Lineage: Eukaryota; Metazoa; Arthropoda; Insecta; Diptera; Culicidae. The coding region runs from base 1374 to 2336 and encodes 320 amino acids. The transcript has 3 exons. The record is from RefSeq and is a predicted model, not a curated record.
UACAUAAUGAGUUAAUAUGGAAUGUAAUCAUGGGAGAAUUUCGAUCGGAUUGUAAAAUUAUGGGAAAAAUGUGCCAUCGAGGCGAACGAGUUCAUGCACCAAGGGAUUCGUCAGGCCGGACAAGGGGUCAUUGCACUCGGACGCUCUAUUGAUUGUAUCCUCACCCGACACUGCUGGUUAUUGUAAGGACAGUGCAUGAACAAUACUGAUCAUUCAUUAGUCAGGCUUUGCAAUCUGUUUGUUCGAUGAGCACAAUUUAGCUUGGGUUUGAUGACAUCUAACCAAUGUGGUGGCAAGCAAAUCUCUUGUGAAUUUCGAAUCGUCGCUUAUUGCAAUCGAAGUUGAUUGCUCGUUAGCAAGAAAAAACUGUAUAUUUGGCCUUUUCUCCGGUGUAGUGACGUUGCCAGAAUUUCGUGCGAUUUUGGUGAUUAAAAAUCGAUAUGGCUUCGGCUUCGAAAUCAUUACGGAAGCAGCAGCAGUUCUGCAUUGACACCAUGGAACACGUGCUGCAUCUCGUGCAAGAUUAUGGUAAAGUGAGAGACAAAUUUUUAAUUGAAGGCUGGAAUACUCGUUUGAAUGAAGUUUUUUCUAAUUUCCAAACGGUUCGGUUGAUGUUGGAAUUGAUCGACGGGGAAGAAGAAAGCAAAGAGAGGGAAGUUGAAUAUCGGAAGGCUCGUGAUUCGUUCGAAAAAAAACUAUGUGAAGGAUAUCUGGCGAAAGAUGCCGAACAUAUCGUGGAAUCAAUUUAGAUUACGUCGGCGAAUUCUUCGGUUGCGUGGGAGUUACUAUAAAAUCGUUUCAACAAGCUUUCCUCUUCCGACUCAGUCGCACCAUCAAAAUCCCCAUUGUCCGUCGCAUGUUCCAGCCAACAAAGUCGUCUUGGCCCUGAUGUCGUGGUAGAGGCGGAGAUCUUCCAGAAUCACACAUCAGGCGAGUAUUUGUUCACAGAACCACACGCUCUGUCUUAUAAAUUCCACCGUUUCAGUCCGGCGUGUAACAAUUCUGACAAACAUCUGCUAUCUGUGUAUUAUCAGAAUGUGCGUGGUUUACGCACCUAAUUAAACGAUUUGAGACUGCUGCUUUCCAGUUGUGUCUACGAUAUAUUGAUAUUCACUGAAACGUGGCUUAAGUCCGACAUUUGUAAUUAAGAGAUAUCAUCUGAAUAUAGCUUAUUCCGAUGUGAUCGUAGCGAAUUUACCAGUGAACUCACAAGAGGUGGAGGAGUUCUUGUUGCCGUUGAAAGUAGCCACAGGUGCAGCUCGGUCUCACUACCAGAAUACAGUCAGCUUGAACAAGUUAUUGUUCGAGUCAAGCUAGCAACUCGCACAUUAUUUAUCUGCCGCAUAUACCUACGACCAAAUUCAAGCACAGAUAUGUACCUAGCACAUGCUGUUGCGAUCCGCACCAUGUUUGAUCAGAUCGAUGACAUUGAUUGUGUUAUGGUGCUGGGUGACUACAAUCUCCCAUACCUAAGAUGGCAGUUUGACGAAGACUUGAACAGAUACACGCCUAUCAAUGCAUCUUCAGAACAAGAGCUAACACUCAUCGAAUCACUGCUUGUUUGUGGACUAACACAGACCAAUCGUUUUACAAACGCUAAUCAGCGACCACUCGAUUUAGCCUUCAUCAAUGCACCGGAUGACAUGGAAACCAUUGAACCUUCUCAACCGCUCCUAUCAGUUGAUCAUCAUCAUAAGCCGUUCAUCGUUUUGCUGGACAUUCGCAGCAGCGAGCUACAUAGCCAUACAGAGCAACAAACCGUUAUGACGGCUGUGAACUUCAGGCGUUGUAACUUUGAGUCAUUGAAUAACGCUAUUGCGUCUAUCGAGUGGCAACUCUAUUUAGUAGGUAACUCGAUAGAUUCAGUCGUAUCAUCCUUCUAUGCUAAACUUUCCGAAGUACUUGAUAUGUAUGUUCCACGUGUACGACGCAAGCCUUACGUGUCAAUGCGAAAGCCUUGGUGGACUGCUGAUCUUCGCCAUAUGAGGAAUGUGCUUCGGAAAGCAAGAAAACGCUACUUCAAGACGAGAACCAUGGCUGACUGUAUCACUCUUCGCAGUAUUGAAAUUUCAUACACGGACCUUCUUGCUGAAAGCCACAGGACAUACAUGUAUAGAGUACAACAAAAUCUGAAACAAAAUCCGACGUUUUCAUUGAAAUAUAUAAGGUUACUGAGAGGGAAUACGAGGAUUCCACCCAAUAUGGAAUUCAACGGAAAAAUUUCUAGUUCGUUUAGCGAAGCGGCCAAUUUAUUAGCCAACUUCUUCCAAAGCGUAUUCAGUUGUAUCCAGGAUGCUUUUAGCAUAUCCCAACGUACGACAUCAAUAUUCCUGUAAUUUCGUUUUCAUUCGAGGAAGUUCAAAAAGCGCUGGAAAAUAUUAAUUUGUCCAAGGGCGCUGGAAUCGAUGGGCUACCACCGCUUUUUCUUAAGUAUUGUGCCUCCUCACUGGCUGCGCCUGUUGUUUGUCUUUUGUUGAGAAGUUGAGAAGACAUUCCCGAAUAUUUGGAAAGCAGCUCGAAUUGUUCCGAUUCACAAAUCGGGCAGUACACGUCGUGUCGAAAAUUACCGUGGUAUAUCGAUAUUAUGUUCACUUGGAAAAGUUUUUGAAACUCUGGUUCAGGCUAUACUGCAUAGAGCAGCACACUCGCUUAUACACGGACAACACGGAUUUGUACAGCACAGGUCAACGACAACAAAUCUAAUGUGUUACACCCGCGUUCGUUUCGAUGAAGUCGAGUACAGAAAUCAGGUUGAUUCCAUUUACUUCGACUUUUCUAAGGCAUUCGACACUGUUUCGCAUGACUACCUAAUUGAAAAACCGAAGCACAUGGGAUUUCCAGAACACAUAACUGGAUGGCUAUAUUCAUACCUCACCAACCGUGAAUCUGCAGUGUGUGUCAACUCAGUUUGCUCCGGAAAUUUUAUCAUCACGUCUGGUGUGCCACAAGGAAGCUUGGUCCAUUUAUUUUCAUUCUUUUCGUGAAUGAUCUAUGCUUUUGACUGAAGUCGCCGAAGAAAAUGUUUGCUGACGACCUCAAAUUAUAUGGAGUGAUUUCGUCCGUUCUCGAUUGCCUGGCUCUGCAAAACGAUAUCAACGAACUCAUGAUGUGGUGCCGUGAAAAUGGUAUGGCGAUGAAUAUCUCAAAAUGCAAAGUGAUCUCAUUCUCACGGCGGAUCGACACAAUCAACCAUUCGUACAACAUCGUUAAUAUAUUCAAAACAGUCAUCUAGCAUCCCUGGAUAUGAGUUCAAUGUUUACAUUUGGUUGUGUUGUUUGGAAGAGGCCCAUUUGAAAAUCUGUAAAAUCUAGCAAUUACUGAACUGAAUUUGAUGGUUGCAGUUGAAAACAUACAUUGCUUAUGCAGUACUAGUUUAGCCGUGAAACAAUUUUUGAAUAUAAAGGCGGAGCAGAAGAAUACCGAUGCUUUCAAUCAACAAGGUGAACAAACACACCAAACAAACUAGACGAUUCGACUGAUUCAUGGACGAGCGCGGCCGAACGGUCGUCGAGCCAGACGAGCUACUCGUCUGUUUUUAGUCGAGCUCGGCUUUUUUUUCCAAUUCAUUUAUUUGUAAGGCUCAAUCGCAUAAGCUUUGCGGAGCCGCUAAUUCAAGUUUUGUUUAUACGAAGUUUCAACUAAUUGCUAUGUUUAGUAGGAUUCGACCGAAUACUCGCGGUUUACUCGAGGUUAAAAGGGCAACAAUUCGAGCUCGGCUUCUGGAAUAUGAAAACAAACGAGACGAGCGCUAGUCUGCUCGUCUGUUUUUCUGGAAUAGGGCUCAUAGUUUCAGUAUCA